Messenger RNA from Aspergillus calidoustus, 792 nucleotides. The record is from the annotation of a GenBank genome assembly. Lineage: Eukaryota; Fungi; Ascomycota; Eurotiomycetes; Eurotiales; Aspergillaceae.
AUGGCGAGCUCUUAUCUGGAAAAAUACUUUUCGCUGGAGGGCCGGACGGCCAUGGUGACCGGCGGAACUCGGGGCAUCGGGGCGGACAUGGCUCUUGCUCUGGCGGAGGCCGGAGCAGAUAUAGUUCUUAUCCAGCGAGAUAGGAGCCAACAGGCUACGAAGGAGGCGAUCGAGGCACUAGGACGGAAGGCCUCGAUCUAUACAUGCGAUCUAGCUUCACAGGAGAAAGUCUCUGAGCUUACUGCAAAGGUUCUUCAUGAUAGACACGACAUCAGUAUCCUCGUUACAUGUGCCGGUAUACAAAGGCGUCAUCCAAGCCAUUUAUUCCCCCAAUCGGACUGGGACGAGGUUUUGCAAGUGAACCUAUCCACCGUCUUCUCCCUUUGUCGAGACGUCGGCGCCUAUAUGCUCACUCGAACACCGGAUGCUGCAGGCCACAGGGGGAGCAUCAUCAACGUGGCCAGUCUCGUUUCUUUUCAAGGGGGGCUGACGGUACCGGCGUACGCUGCGGCCAAAGGCGGAGUGGCGCAGCUCACCAAGGCGCUAUCAAACGAGUGGGCUUCAAAGGGUGUGAACGUGAACGCCAUCGCCCCAGGCUAUGUUGCGACUGAUAUGAAUGAGGCCUUGAUCAAGGACAAGGAGCGUGCUGCUAGCAUUUUAGCUCGGAUUCCUGCCGGCCGAUGGGGCGCGCCGGAGGAUUUCAAAGGGGCGACAAUAUUUCUAGCUAGCAAGGCGAGCUUGUAUGUAUCUGGGGAGAUUUUGACUGUUGAUGGAGGGUGGAUGGGACGGUAG